AUGGACAAAUGCAAUCAAACAAUUUUGAAUAAAUUCAUUCUAAUAGGAAUCACAGACCUCCCUGAGCUGCAGGCUUUAUUACCUGGGCUCUUCUUCAUUGUAUGCAUGGUCUCAGUGGCUGGUAACCUGAGCUUGGUCAUCUGCACAAGCAUAGAUUCAAGGCUACAAAUACCCAUGUACUUUUUCCUCGAGCUGUCUUGGACUGAUCUUGGUUAUUACAGCUUGGGUCCCAAAAUGUUGGUAAAUUUUGUUGUAGAUGAAUUUAUCAUUAGUGAAAUUUUUAUUCUGUCAGCAAUGGCCAAUGACCACUAUGUGGCCAUCUGUAAGCCUUUGCUCUACACAGUUAUCAUGUCACAAACAUUAUUCUCUGUGUCCUACAUUCAGAUCCUUGUCACCAUCCUCAGGAUGAACUCUGCAGAAGGCAGAUGCAAGGCCUUCUCCACCUGUGGAUCUCACCUGACAGUGAGAGUCAUAUUCUAUGGCACGCUAUUCUUUAUGUAUGUGCAACCCAAAUCCAGCCAUUCCUUUGAAACUGAUAAAGUGGCCUCUUUAUUUUACACUUUGGUCAUACCCAUGCUGAAUCCCAUGCUCUACAGUUUGAGAAGCAAAGAGGUGAAAAAUGCCUUACAUAGAACAAGGAAAUUGUGUGCAAAUACUUUAUUUAAAUUUAAGUGUAGGGUAUGGCUACAAUAA
Molecule: messenger RNA, 693 nt
Organism: Galeopterus variegatus (Sunda flying lemur)
Lineage: Eukaryota; Metazoa; Chordata; Mammalia; Dermoptera; Cynocephalidae
Product: olfactory receptor 8K3-like
Biological process (GO): sensory perception of smell; G protein-coupled receptor signaling pathway
Cellular component (GO): membrane
Molecular function (GO): olfactory receptor activity; G protein-coupled receptor activity; odorant binding
Source: RefSeq, a predicted model, not a curated record